This is a messenger RNA of Periophthalmus magnuspinnatus, 1468 nucleotides long. RefSeq names its product trafficking protein particle complex subunit 13 (gene trappc13). Gene Ontology annotation, cellular component: TRAPPIII protein complex. The record is from RefSeq and is a predicted model, not a curated record. Lineage: Eukaryota; Metazoa; Chordata; Actinopteri; Gobiiformes; Gobiidae. Bases 60 to 1313 code for a protein of 417 amino acids. The transcript is spliced from 13 exons.
UGUCAACAAAGCUACAUAUCCAGCUAGCAUUUUAGCUAGGUAGCCGAUAUUUCUUCAAAAUGGAUGUAAAUCAAACGAAACAGGAACACUUACUCGCAUUAAAAGUGAUGCGUUUAACAAAACCAACACUAUUUACAAAUUUACCAGUCACAUGUGAAGACCGUGAUCUGCCUGGAGAUUUGUUUAGCCAGCUUAUGAGAGACGACCCCUCGACUAUUCGAGGAGCAGAGACAUUGAUGGUGGGAGAGAUGCUUACCCUACCACAAAAUUUUGGCAAUAUCUUCCUGGGAGAGACUUUUUCCAGUUACAUAAGCGUGCACAAUGACAGCAAUCAAGUAGUAAAGGAUAUACUUGUGAAGGCGGAUCUACAGACCAGUUCACAGAGGCUUAACCUCUCUGCAUCCAACUCUACUGUGGCAGAACUCAAACCAGAAUGUUGUAUUGAUGAUGUCAUUCAUCAUGAAGUAAAAGAAAUUGGAACACACAUCCUAGUCUGUGCUGUAAGCUACACCACACAGUAUGGGGAGAAACUCUAUUUUCGGAAGUUUUUUAAGUUUCAGGUUUUGAAGCCACUUGAUGUGAAAACAAAGUUUUACAAUGCAGAGAGCGACCUCAGUUCUGUGACAGAUGAGGUAUUUCUUGAAGCUCAGAUUCAGAACAUCACCACCUCACCCAUGUUUAUGGAAAAGGUUUCUCUGGAGCCAUCCAUUAUGUACAAUGUCACAGAGCUCAACACUGUCACUAAUGAUGACCACAGAGAGUCUACAUUUGGAAAGAUGUCAUACUUGCAGCCUAUGGAUACACGGCAGUAUCUGUAUUGUCUCAAGCCAAAGCCUGAGUAUGCCGAGAAGGCUGGAGUAAUAAAGGGGGUGACGGUAAUAGGAAAACUUGACAUUGUUUGGAAGACUAAUCUUGGGGAGAGGGGAAGGCUCCAGACCAGCCAGCUGCAAAGAAUGGCCCCCGGGUAUGGCGAUAUAAGAUUGUCAAUGGAAAUGAUUCCUGAUACGGUGAACCUCGAGGAACCAUUUGACAUUAUCUGUAAAGUGACUAACUGCAGUGAAAGAACAAUGGACUUGGUACUUGAGAUGUGCAAUACAAGAACAAUUCACUGGUGUGGUAUUUCUGGACGGCAGCUGGGCAAAUUGAGCCCUGGAGCCUCCCUCUCUCUACCUCUUGCACUCCUCACAUCUGCACAGGGACUGCAGAGUAUUUCCGGAUUGAGACUUACCGAUACAUUUCUGAAGAGGACCUAUGAAUAUGAUGAUGUUGCACAAGUAUGUGUGGUCUGUCCGUAUUUAGGCAAUGAGAGCUAGAAUUUUAUUUUGUUGCAUUUUAGAUUUUGAAGGAUGAGCAGUAUAACUUAAUAUGUAUGUUUCACUUUCAAUUCUUUCGAUUACCACUGUAUUUUAAAAUGAAGUGUGAAUAAUACAAAUUCUGUUUUAAAAUAUUGAUUAUGUAUGUGCAAAUA